Messenger RNA from Zootermopsis nevadensis, 6927 nucleotides. RefSeq lists its product as uncharacterized. NCBI's taxonomy places the organism in Eukaryota, Metazoa, Arthropoda, Insecta, Blattodea, Termopsidae. The record is from RefSeq and is a predicted model, not a curated record. Gene Ontology annotation, molecular function: acyltransferase activity, transferring groups other than amino-acyl groups.
AGAAUUAUUUAUCAAGUCUCUUCUGUAAGAAGUACCUAAUAAAGUUUAUUCUGGGAUGCGCUUCCACGGUUUGCGUUGUGUUCCGACCCUGGGGUGACGCACGCCCUCUGAAUCCUCAUUGUACCUCCUACGUGUAUUGCCCCAGUUUUAUUUACGCUUUCACUCCACCUUGUGUUUGUGUGUGUCGGAUUAAAGCUCCAGUAAUUAAAACGUUUAAUGGCUUAUGUAUGCAGGGUGUCCCAAAAGUGUAUACACACAAGCUUAAUGUUCCGUAUUAUAAUGUGUAUACAUCUUCUGGGACACCUGUAUAUUCAUAUUUAGCAAUUAUACAGGUCUUAUAUACGCAUUAGAUAAAUAAAUACCUGUGACGUAUAAGGCAAGAGAAGAGAUGUGCUGCGUUACUAGCAGAUCGAAAAACGUUGCUUUGUUCUGAUAUAAUGUAAACUUUGUGGGUAAUACUUAUAACACUAUAAAUAUUAUAAAAUAAUAAAGAAAACGAAUAGUGAUCCUAGGGACAGUGGAUCUGUGGCAAACUCGUGCUGCUGAAUUUCUCAUGUUGACCCCAUGUUUAUAACAGUGAUACGUAUUUAUGAUAGAAUGGGUUAUGGUACUCGUAUUGAGAACAAAAUGUUCUGUAGCUUUCGAAAUCUGUUAGGUUCUAUAACGUUACGCGUUAUUCUGUGUAAAUGUCUGUCAGACGUUUUUAGGUAGCCCUUAACGUACGGAAUAACGUAUCUAAAUUUAGUAGACAAGAAGCAGACCGACUAUUACCAUAACUUAAAAUAACAACUGCGAGAAUUUUAUGAUUCUAAAAACGGCCUGUGCAUGGUCGUUAAAACAGAGGCGUCGCAUACAUAAGGUGCAGUUGUGCUUCAAAAUCCGACCGUCUCAGAGUGUAAGUGAAGUUUAUUAUGGGAUGCUGCAAACUUAGCCCCUUGAAACGCCCUAUGAGACAUUGGGCAGAUAGCAUCGAAGAUUCUGCUUACAAAGAUGGAGAGGGAAUAAGACCAGCUGAGGAUAGUGUCCAGCGGCGAAGAUUCGGACAUUAAAAAGAUUACGUACACAAAGAGAUGGAAUUAGUGCUCGAAGGGAAGAACUUCAGAUUAGCUCAAGAAAACGAACUUCCGGAAAUAUUGGACUUCCUCUCCGAACACUUGCCUGAGUCGCUCAAGUUUCACCAGACGCUGAAGACUUACCUCACUGAUCGUGUGUGGGAAUUCUACUUCUACGUGAGUAAGAGCUGGCCCGAGACUCGCGUGUGUUUGCACUUUCCUGGAAUGACUAGUUCGCCCCAUGGUCGACUGUAUGAGAGUUUCAGUGUGUUCUGCCCAUGCGACCAACUCGAUGACUUACAAUUGGUUGAAGAGGAGGAUGUGCUUAUUGACUGGAGUCACCCCAUAUAUCUCAACUUCACUCAUCAUCUCAUUUUGGACCAUCUAGAGAAUUUCUACACGGCAUCCACAGGCACCAUAGACAAGGUGUGUGGUGACAUCUAUGUGUGCGCCAAUCCACCUGCAGACAUCCAACUCGAAGAACUACCUCCAGAUGGGGCAGAAAUGCUGCAGCUGAAACCGGAACAUGCCAAAACAAUUCACGACUUGUAUCCUGCCAACGACAUGGAAUCUGUGGAGGUGUUUGAGAAGCUGAUCAAUGUGUUGCCAGCGUAUGGUAUCUUCUCAUCAGGUGAGCUAGCUGCUUGGAUGGUCCAGUCAUACUAUGGCGCAAUGUUCUCCAUGCAGACAAGACCAGAGUUUCGGCGCAAGGGUUAUGGAAUCCACCUUGCGCAAUAUCUCACAAAGGUAGUAAUUUCACGAGGCUACAUCCCAUUUGUGGUGAUCCGGCCAGAAAAUGAUGCAUCACUAAGCCUGUAUAGUAAACUGGGCUUUAAGAAACAUUAUCAGACAGUCCGUGCGAUUCUGCGACCGCACGGUUACGAUGAUGCCAAUGACACACCUGGAGGUGGUGGAAAUCAUGAUGGAGAUAACAAUGAUAAUGCUGCCCCCACAGAUGACUGAAUGCCUAAUCAUUUGGUCAAGUGAAACUCAGCAUUGUGCACACUGAAAUGAAGAGAUGAGUAUUGCCAAGUCCCCUUCACCUUCUCUCUUGCUUCCACCACUGCAUUUACUUGAGAUACUAAGAAUGUAUUCAGUUCAUUCCACAUGUCCUGUUAUAGGCCUGGGGCCUAAUUUUAUUCAUACUAACAUUAUGGUUCACUCUGGUAAUUUUAAAUGAUGCACUUUUUAUGAAUAAACUGCAGUAAAAAAUUACUGCUAUUCUGUGAUAAUAGCUAAUUGUUAAAUGUGUAUUGACAAAAAUCAAUCACUUAGUUUAAUAGAAUAUUGGUCUAAUUUUAAAAAAAAUGCUAGUUUUUAUAUUACAUUACAAUUUGUUGCAAAUUCCUUUGUUGAAUUUUAAGAAUUCUAGAAUUUGGCAUGCACUUGCAGAAAGCAUUUGAACACAAGUGCCAUAGUGUAAUAAUACAUAUAAGUGGUCUGUACUGGGUACAGAUGAUUGCCAGCAGUGACAAGCUGACAGUGGAGUAGAGGAGUCUAAAUUCAGUGAUAAAAGUCACUUCAUAAUUACCAGAGUUGACCAUGUUACCUUGUGCAGGUAAACCCAGGUGACUUCAAGUGCACAGAUGUGCAUUUCUAAUAAAAUAAAAAUUAUUAUUGUUUGACAUUACACUUAUGUUCCUGAGUGAAUAACAUUUAACUAGCAGUAAAAGUUAAAAUUAACUAUUUGAGGUAAAGAAAAGUCCUUCAUAUAAAAAUACAAAGGUUGUUACGCAUAAGCCCACUGUCAUUAGUACUUUGUCAACUACAUUCAGUUGCUGGUAAUUUGCUCCAUCUCUGUAGUUCUCACUCCACUGGCAAUUCCAAGUAAGAAAAGCAGCCACAUAUGUUUUGGAAACUUCACAAGCACUAAAAAUCUUAUUUUAAUAACUGUUUAUUUUGUAUUACUUGAGCUUGUACUCUUUUUUUCAAACUUUUGACACAGUUUUCAAUAGAUUAUAAUUAUUGCUCGUCAAUUUCUCUGCAGAAAUAAUUGGUGUGGCCUUAGGGUAACUAGACAUUUUAUUCAGUCAGGACAUACUUGAUUGUAGUGCUUACUGCUUUCUUACAUUUUACAAAUAUCUGCCUGAUUAAAUACCAUAUUUAUGUAAUUCUCAGUAGCCAGCAAGGCUGAAGCAAUAAGACUGUAACAAAGAUUAUGCAUGUGUUUAACCAUGUAAUUCAGCAAAAGUACCAAAAGUAAAGGCUUUCCUUCCCCCCUUCCACGACAUAAAUUUGUAUCCAGGUCAUCCCAUUGGGUGAAGAACUGUAUACAAUUUUAUUUAUUAUUUAUUAUCAUUCUGACAUUGUAACAUAAUCUUCAAAACAAUCAGAAUUGUAAACAAAUUAUUAAUUUUCAACACUUCUUAGAGUGUUCAGUAUCUUUGUAGCGAAGAGUUUUUAGUUGUGUCACUUUACUCUGUAAGUCAUUAUUCACACACUUUUAUAAUUUGUAUAAAUUCCUCCAGUAUCAGUCUAGACAUAGUAUUAUAUACGUUUACAUAUGCAAUCUCAACACCAAAGUUUCUUUACUUGAAUGAUAAGAAACCACAAAGUACUAUAAGUACUCACAUGUUAAAUGAAAAUAUUUCUCCGCAAGUUUCCAGAAUUAUCAUAAAAUUUAUGUUUGUUUUAACUGUCACUUUCAUAAAAACUGUAUUCUACAUGCGACCAUCUAUUGUUUUCAUGUGUCAACAUAGUUAUUGCGCUCGAAUUAAAAACCAAGAUUUACUUUUAUGCUCAGUUUAGUUCAAAAUUGAUACCAAAUGUUGUUUAAUAAUUUAUACUACAAUAAAAUUACUUGUAUUUUAAUAAUCGUUACUACAAACAAAACACAGGUCUAGCAAUAAAAGUAAAUCUUUGCUUUUAAUAUGAGUGCAACAACCACAUAAAUAUAAUGAACCAGAAGAUGGCCACAUUCAGUAUAAUAAACACUUUGAAAGUGGUAAACAGUAUGUGUGUGAAAGUGACAGUUAAAACAAAUGUAAGGUAUCUAAAGAGUAAAUCUCUGGGAUGCUGCAUUAUAGAUUUCAAAACUAUUUUUGGGUUCCUAAAUAACAUACUGUCUUAUGCAGUUCAAGUAUGGAUAUCAAUAACACACAUCAACUGGCCAUGAAACUCAGUAUUACCAUCAUGCCUCUCCUCAUUUUUGUACCAAGAUGAUUUCUGUGUGGAACUUAUGAGGUGACCAACAGUGGCACCAUUCAUGGCAUGGUCCUUCAGUUCUCUAUGGCAAUAAAAGCUUAGAAAAGUGUGCAACUUUUACAUCAGAAGGCAGUGAUUAUUACAUGUGAUAAAUUUCUACUGGGAAUGGCAGCGGUAAUGGAAAAGUUAUUCAUAUCUUUAUUAUAAUAAAGAAUUUAAUUAAAUUUUAUUAUAUACUGUCAACAAAUUGUAUCAGAAGACUAGAGUGUGUUGCUAUUAAGGUCAGAACUUUAUCAUGUUUGUUAUGAUAGGUACAAGAGCAGAAAAAGAGGGAAGUUUCACACACUAAAGUGGUGAGACCAAUGCCUAACAAAGAACAUUUGUAUGUGGCAGAAUUAAUAACUGUCCUGGCCUACAACAGAAUUUUUCACUCCACUCAGACAUUCCAAUUAAAAUUAACUCAUAUAUUUUCUUAACAUUAACAUCUGUAUUACUGUAUUAACAUUAUCAUACUGUACUAUGAAAACAUUAAGAUUACAUCUUAUUGAAUGAGUAACAUAAAUAGAUUGGAAUUUUGUAAAUUGUUUGGUUAUGAAUGUGUUGCCUUCUGUACAUACUGUUCACUGUUUCAUUGUUGGUUACAUGUUUAAACACUGCUGAUAGAAUGUUAGUCCAGUACAUUGAGAAGUUUGUUAUAUCUCAUGUACUCUCAGUUCUUGUUAUGACAAAGAAAGCUGACACUGUCUUGUCUCUGAUUCUGGUAUGUGUAUAUAUACAAUUUCAAACCAAGUAGCACUAUGCUGCAUUAUGCUAAUUUAAUCAGUAGCUCAACUUCUCUUCUUCUCUUUUGUUUAUUUACAUGUACAUAUGCAGAAAAAUACUAACAAAUGUUAUGUUGCUUGUAUCUGUUUGGGAUGGUGGGGUAGUCUGCUACCACUGUCUUGCUCAAUGAACCAAGAAUUAUACUGUAAGAAAUCCUGCCCUCCUCACAACUAAAUUUACUUGGUGGUAUCUUCAUUCAUAAUAGAUCACUAUGUCAACUUUAAUUGCACUAACAUGUAAAGCACAGUAGCAGUUACGACACAAUUCGAGCCCAGUGGAGGGAGAGAAGGUUCAGACCAUUGUCUAGCAAUGGUCAAUGUAUGGCUUCAUUCCAUGCAAGAAAACAACAUUGUGUUUAUUACACUUCCACUUCUAGAAGCCUUCCAUUUUAAAAUAUCUCUGUUAGAGAGAUAAAUUGUUGAACAGGGCAGGGCAUUCCCAGAAAUCAUAAUAAAAAUACAAAAUCUGUGUAGACAGGUUAAAAUGUUCUUACAGAACAAAAGAAAAUCUAUUAAGGGUGCCCUGUAUCUUUUACUGUAGAAGAUUAAAAGCACUGGUAUGAUUUAAUACAGAAAUUCAAGCAUUUACUCUUAAAUCUAUCUCCAGUUGGGUCCACCAGAUAAAGCUAGUCUUGAUAGUGAUGGACCCAACUGAGUGGGUACCUCUCACCAGAAGAUGGAAACAGAGCCAGCUUCCAAAAUGUUGUGGUUUCUUCUUUUAAACAGGGAAUAAUUUUAAAUUAUAAUCAGUGUUUCGGACAGAAUACUAUUACAGUAUUAAGGAAAACAAGGCUUAGCUCUAUGAUGCAUUUAAGUGAUUAAUCCCUUAUUUAUGUGACUCAUGACCCUCACCAAAUAUGAAGUUCAUAGGUGCAUAAUCAUUUCUUAUUUAUAAAACUAAGAUGGAAAUUUUUAGUACAAAUACACAAUUCAAAAAAGGGAAAGCUAAUACAAUUUUGUCUCUUAAAAUAAGAUAUUGUGUUGAAUUAUGUGAUUCACUUCCAUUUGGAACAAAAUUAAUUAUUAUAUAUUUGAAGCUGUGUAUCUUUUCCUUUUUGUACCUUUCUUUAAACAAAUAGAAACACAAGCCAGACCCAUGAACUUUACAAGUUUACUUGCCUACUGUGUCUGAAACGUUGUUGUUUAUAUUAUAAUUUAAUGAUACAGUAAGGGAUCCUGAAUUAUAAUUCAUUUCCUACAAUGGAAGCCAUAAAACACUGGUUGAAAAAUACAUAUCUAGACAAUGAAAUACUUAACUAGCAGCUUUUGCUUGCACCAGCUUUCCAACUUGAUAGGCAUUAUAUGGCGUCAGCCACACUGUGACAGAUAUUUAUCAUAACACAUACCAAAGGGAUAUAACUAACAGAUUUAGUACUGCAAACUUGAUAUUUAUAAAUCUUACUACGAGUCAUUGAGAAAUAAAUAUUACCAUUUAAAGAAGUACUUAAAAUCAAAAUUAUUAAUCCGUAAGUUAGUGUUCCUUUUAACAAAAUACAAAAUCAAAAUCUGAAUUACAAGUAUAAUACUUUAUUCUCAAAGGCACUUGAUUAGUGAGAUCAACAUGUAAAUUUUAUGAAAAUAGAACAUUCUGCCACUACAAUAUGGUAAGUAUAUUAGUAUUGAACAAUUUUAAUUUUGUUUAAAGUUUACCUAAUACUUUUAAGUCCUGUUUGACUAGCUGUUGGGACAACAUAAAAUUUAAAACAAAUCAUUCUGUUUGUGCUAUCUGAUUCAACCAAGUAAACCAUACUAAAUAAUAGCUGAAUUUCUGACUUAAACACAGCCAGUCUUUGUAUUUAAGUGGUAGUCUAAAUAUUUACUAUGCACCCUACAGUGCAAUUCUGCAUCAUAAAAAUUAUUAAAAAAAACAAAUAAAUACAGAAGCAGCCAUGCCUAAGUCAAAAUAUUUA